Messenger RNA from Vanrija pseudolonga, 3327 nucleotides. RefSeq names its product Insulin-degrading enzyme (gene IDE). Gene Ontology annotation, biological process: peptide catabolic process. The record is from RefSeq and is a predicted model, not a curated record. The transcript is spliced from 8 exons. Bases 1 to 3327 code for a protein of 1108 amino acids. Lineage: Eukaryota; Fungi; Basidiomycota; Tremellomycetes; Trichosporonales; Trichosporonaceae. Gene Ontology annotation, molecular function: metalloendopeptidase activity; metal ion binding. Gene Ontology annotation, cellular component: cytosol; mitochondrion.
AUGCCCGCUACUGCAAAGCCUUCUACGUGGCUGCUGGUGUCGCUCGCAGUCGUGCUUAUGGCCUGGCUUUCGUCGCGCAGCUCGCAGCACACAAACAUGACUGUCACGCCACCCGUCUUCCCUCCCUGUCCUCCCAUCCCGCAGGCCACGGGUCCGGUCAACCUCCUGUUGCCGCCCACCGAGGACCGCGAGCACCGCUACUUCACCCUUGACAAUGGCCUCGAGGUUGUGGUCGUGUCCGACCCCAAGGCCGACAAGGCCGCCGCGAGCAUGGACGUCGGCGUCGGACACCUGUCCGAUCCCGACGAUCUGCCUGGCUGUGCCCACUUCUGCGAGCACCUCAUGUUCUUGGGCACGAAGAAGUACCCCGCUGAGAACGAGUACUCGGUCUUCCUUUCGUCACACAACGGAGGGUCCAACGCAUGGACGGCCAUGACGUCGACAAAUUACUACUUUGACGUCGCACCCGAUGCGCUCGAGGGAGCUCUUGACCGAUUCGCUGGCUUCUUCGUGGAGCCGCUCUUUGCCGAGGACUGCACCGAGCGCGAGAUCAACGCCGUGAACUCGGAGCACAAGAAGAACCUGCAGAGCGACAUGUGGGCGAGUAUUGUCGAGGAGCGCUUCUUCCAGCUGGAGAAGUCCCUGUCCAAGCCUGGUCACCCGUACGGCAAGUUUGGCACUGGCAACCUCGAGUCGCUGUGGACAAAGCCUCAGGAGGCUGGCCGCGACCCGCGCAAGCAGCUCAUCGAGUGGUGGGAGAAGGAGUACUGCGCCCGCCGCAUGAAGCUCGCCGUUGCUGGCCGUGACGACCUCGACACCCUUGAGCGCCUUGUCCGCGAGCGCUUUGCGGCCGUACCCGUCAGGACAGAGGGUCAGCCGCUCACCGGCCGCGAUGGUGUCCGCGUCACCUUUGAUGAGCACCCCUACGGCCCCGAGCAACAGGGUGUUGUCACCUUUAUCAAGCCUGUUCGGGAUAUGCGGGCCUUGGAGAUCAACUUCCCUUUGCCAGACCUGCACCACAAGCACGAGGUCAAGCCUUACAACUUUGUCGCCCACUUUGUCGGCCACGAAGGCAAGGGCUCGCUGCUCUCCUACCUCAAGGAGAAGGGAUGGGCCAACUCUCUCAGAGCUGGCAACUCGCACGAGGCGUCGGGCUUCUCCUUCUUCAAGAUCUCGCUCGAGCUCACGCCCGAGGGCCUGCAACACUGGAAGGACGCCGCUCUGGCCGUCUUCAAGUACAUUGCACUGCUCCGCUCGGUCGCCCCUAGCGAAACCGCGUACGACGAGAUUCGCAAGCUCUCCGAGAUUGGUUUCAAGUUUGCGGAGCGCGGCAAGACGCGUGACUACGUUACUCAGCUCAGUGGUUGGCUGCAGGCGCCCGUGCCGCGUGACCAGAUUGUCAGCUCAAACUACCUCCUCGGCGACUGGGACGAGCCGCUCGUGACGCAAGUCUACUCUCUUUUCGACCCUCGAUCGGCUGUCCUCGGCGUCACUACGCAGGAGCUCCCGAAGAACGUCCCUGCCUCGUUUGACAAGAAGGAGGCCAUCUACGGAACCCAGUACCACCAGGAGAAGCUUGACGAUGCCUUCUUGAAGGAGGCACUUACCGGAGCUCCCAUCCCUGGGUUGAGCCUUCCGGGCCCCAACCUCUUUGUCCCCGAGAAGCUCGAUGUUGUCAAGCAGGAUGUGAAGGAGCCUGCUUUCCGUCCCGAGCUCCUCCGUGACACCGAGGUCUCGCGCCUGUGGUACAAGAAGGACGACCGGUUCUGGCUCCCCAAGACCAACCUGCAUGUGGAGCUCCAGUCCCCGCUUCUCCAUGUCACUCCCCGCACCGCUGUCCUUGCUAGAUUGCUGUGCGACCUUUUCACCGACGCCACCGCUGAAGAUGUCUACGACGCGUCGCUUGCCGACCUCAGCUUUGACCUGUACUACACUGGCGACUCGAUCAGCAUCAGCGCGGGUGGCUACACCGACAAGCUGGCGCUCUUGACCGAGACUAUGCUUAACAAGUUCAUCAACUUUGAGAUUGACCCCGUCCGCUUCGACAAGGUCGUGGACCAGAUCAAGCUCCACUGGAAGAACUUUGAGCUCAGCGAGCCGUACUCGCUGGCUUCGUACUGGUCGUCGUACGUUCGUAGCCAGGCGACGUGGACGCAGAGGGAGAAGCUCCAGGAGAUCGACUUCAUCACGCCCGCCGACGUCAAGGCGUUUGCCAACGAGCUCUUCCAGCGCCUGUACGUUGAGUCGCUCGUCCACGGCAACACCUCGGCCGACGAAGCCAAGGCUCUCCAGGAUUCUUUUGAGACGAUUCUCAAACCCCGCGCCCUGGCACCCGGAGAGAAGGCUGCCCUUCGCCAGCUUCUUCUUCCCCCGUCCUCGGAGCACUUCUGGCAGAUCCCUGUGUCCAACCCCGCCGAAGUCAACAACUGUGUGAUCCUCUACACGCAGGUUGGCGAGUCAACGGAUCCUGCCGCUCGUGCUCAGCUUGCCCUGUUGGCUCAGAUUGCUUCUGAGCCUGCGUUCAACGUUCUCCGUACCAAGGAGCAGCUUGGCUACAUCUGCCAGGCGUCUCAGACUGGCAACCCCAGCACGCUCGGCUUCCAAGUCCUCGUGCAGUCUGAGCGCGACCCGAUAUACGUCGAGACGCGCAUCGAGUCAUUCCUCGAGGGCCUCAAGGAGACGAUCGAGAACCUCUCUGACGAGGAGUUUGAGCGCCACCGCAAGAGCUUAAUCGAGAAGAAGGAGGAGAGCCCCAAGAACCUGGGCGAGGAGUCGCGCCGCUUCUGGCACCGCAUUCUCGACAGGCACUACGAGUUCAGCCGUCGCCAGACGGACGUUGAGCACCUCAAGGCUACGACCAAGGCUGAGGUUCUCGAGCUGUUCCUUUCGACCGUUCACCCUGCGUCCAAGACGCGUCGCAAGUUCUCGACGCACCUCAAGUCGCAGGUCAAGGGCGGUGUUGUCAAGUUUGACUUGGCCUCUGGCCCCGAGGUCAUUGCCGCGUUUGGCAAGCACAAUGUCCCUGUUGACCAGGCUGCUGUCCAGGCGCUUCUCCAGACCAGCCCUGCGUUGACAACAGUCAAGGAGUUUGUCCACAAGGCGAUUGACCAGGCGGCUUCGGGCGGAGGGCUUUCUGCCGAGGCCACGACCGAGCUUCGUGCCGUUGCCGACAACCUCAAGGGCGUCGAGUCUGCCGACGCCCCUGCUGCAGAGGUCAAGCUCAAGGACGGCAACGUCGAGGUCAAGGACAUUUACGCGUUCAAGGCGACGCUCACGCCUUCCGAGGCUGCGCUCCCUGUCGAGCCGCUUGUCGUCUCCAAGCUGUAG